AAGCUUCAGCACACAUUUGGAUUCAGUCCUGAUUUCCUUUUGGUUUUUUUUUUGUUUGGGAUUUGUAGCAAAAUUUCCAGCUGUUACUCCGCCCGCCGACAUAGAAGUUUGGCAGGCCACUGUAAAAUUGCGAUUUUUCUUGCUCUCUUUGAUGGAACCAACCCAGCCGGUGAAAAGCGUCGGCGGUUUUUCCACACUUGGGAAGAUCUUUCAGCCGGAUGUAUUUCUUUUGAACGUUUAGGAUGCCUGUGCGCAUGUUUUCAACAACACCCCUCUAAAAGCGGAUGUAUUAAUUCCGGAGCGUGCACAGGAAUGGAAGAAAACACACAGGUGUCUCUCGGUGGCGGUUUUUCCUGUUUGGGGCCUUUUUAACUUCCGAAAUUCGAAACAUAUUUGCAAAACGCCUUGCACCUUGGAUAAAUUUUGGAAGCUGCCGAGUGCUUUAAAAAUGACAACCCCGUGGGAAAUUCCCAACUAAGAGGUUUAUUUUGAUAUCCGCAACCAGGUGAGUGAGUUGUGGGUGCUGGAGUUUGGCAAAGAUAAUUUUAAGAGGAAAGUCAAUUACCAAAUUUGACAUUUUAAACAACUGGUAUGCCAUUCCGAAAUGCGAGUCCACAGUCACCACUGCCUUGGGUGAAUGGUAUUAAUGAAAAUAGUUUGCACUGUUGUUUCAGAUAGGCUUGUUCUUGGGGGAAUGGGAUAUGUGAGAAAGGAUCAGAAGGCAAGAAGGGCUGCUAAGGCCAUCUGAUCCGAAGUGAUUGACCCCAUUGACCAUCCUAGGAUAUAUAGGAGUUGAGGAGGAUUUGGGAGGAAGCCGAGAUUGUCUUCCAUGGGGAACUGUCUCCUUUGGAGCAGCUUUGAUGCUCUUCCCAGAAGGACUCGAGAGCUCCUCGUACCGUUCUCGGCUCGUGCCCCUUUCAUACUGCUUACGAUGGCUGAAUUUGUCUGGCGGUGGAGACGGAGGAGGACCUGAUCUGGGGUGCUUGUAAUCCAGCGGCGCUCGAGGCCUUGGCACACGUAGCACGGAGAAACCCUAAGAGCGAGGAGAACCGAGAGGGAACGGGGGACUUGCCUUGCUUCUCCCCUGCCCCACUGACGGCUGUGCCGAGGAAGGUGCCUAAUCCUCAACCAUUUGGCCUGCUGUUGGGACCUGCCGGUGGAGCCAGGAUGCAUUCCUGAGCAGUAUGUGUGGCCGGCGUGCACGGCUGCAGCUGGGAGCAUGAGAAGGGCCCCCCAGUUACAGCUGGUGGUCCUCUGGCCUUGGCUGUGCAUGGCGGCGCUGCAGGUGGGGCUGGCCCUGGUGGCAGCGGAGCGGGCCUCAGCCCAGAAGGCAAUCAUCCAGGUGAUCCCCCUGAAGAUGGAGCCCCUCAUGCUGGAAGGGGUCUUCGCCAGUGUCGCAGAGGUCACCCCGGCGGAAGGCAAGCUGCUGCAGUUCCACCCCCUGUCUCUGUGCAACACCAGUGAGGACGAACACAACAUCCCUGGAUUUGUCUCCAUUGUCAAACUGGAGCGGCCUGAGCGGGACCUUCGCCCGUGCCUCUCCCUGGCCAACAAGGCCAAACUGGCAGGGGAGAGAGGCGCUCAAGCUGUUCUCUUUGACAUCACAGAUGACCAGGGCGCUGCUGACCAGCUCAAGCAGCCACACGGGCUCAACCACCCGGUAGUGCUGAUCUGGGGCCACGACGCCGAGCUUCUGAUGGGCGUAGUGAACAAUAACCGAGAAGCCCACGUGAAGAUUGAGGUGAAGGAGACGCCAGCGUGGCCAGACUACGAUGUUUGGAUACUCCUCACCAUGAUGAGCACCGUACUGCUGAUUGUUUUGGUCUUCAUCAUCCGGACACGGUGUCAGCCAAGCAGAACCCGGAACAACGUGCAGGAAGAGACCCUGCAAGCCAUCAGCCAGCUCGCCACGCGGCGGUAUCGUGCCCCGCCCCGCCGGCAAACACCCACCGGGGACUCCGUGAGCACGUGCAGUUCGGCUCCUGUCUGUGCCAUCUGCUUGGAAGAAUUUAGUGAUGGCCAGGAGCUCCGGAUCAUCACCUGCGCGCACGAGUUCCACCGGGAGUGUGUAGACCUCUGGCUCCGGCAAAACCAAACCUGCCCGCUGUGCAUGUUCAACAUUGUCGAACAAGACCCCUCAGCCGUACCCCUGCAGCCCCGUGAGAAUCCACGCCCCCUGGGAGGCCGGCCGAGGCCACGUUUCUUCCGCCCCCGCCCUGGGCACGCCGUGUACCAUUUCCCGCUGACAUGCCCGCCAAGGCCUUCCAGGAACUGCCCCACGAGGCUGCCCUACGGCCCCCGUUUCUUCCACUCGCCGGAGCUCUCCCAGUUGGAUCUGGGGACCAUGCGUUACUUGCCAUACGGGCCAGUCCGUGCCAACCCCUGGUGCAGCCAUCAGACCCCUUUCGCCCGAGGGCUCUUUGUUCCCCAACACCAGGAGCCUCUGCCGUGCCAGCAGGCAUUCCCGUCCCGGAGACCCUGCCUGCUUCAGCACCAGCCCGCCUGUCGCGGGCUCGUGGUCCCCCUCGCCGCCCAGCUGAGUCAUGCGACUCCUCACCACCGGGGGAUCCGUCACGGGAGGCACCACCAGCACAGCAGCAGCUUGGGGGAGAGCUAUCUCACCGAACCAAGCGGCUACGUCCCUGACGGCCCGGGGAGCGACUCCAGUUCGGGCCCUUGCCACGGCUCCUCCAGCGACUCCAUGCUGAACUGCACGGACGUCAGCCUGCAGGCCAUCCAUGGGAGCCGCUCCACUUUCCGCAGCUCCCUGAGCAGCGAUUACGACCCAUUUUCCUUCUGCAGCUCGGAGAAAUCGGCCACAGAAAGCCGGGUGGAUUUAUCACUAUCUCCAAAGGAGCUGCAGCCCCAGGCGGCAGCAGACUCAGCAGUGCCAAGCAGAGCCCAGCUGGCCAGUAACCACGUCCAUUACCACCACCACCACCACAGACACCACCAUUACAGAUGGAGCCCACAGGACUGUCUGAACGGCAGGCUGGGCCAGGAGCUGGGUCAGCGGAAGGCGAGAUCUCCUCGAGUGAAGGUGGGGUUCCACAGUGGCCUGGCACAAAAAAGGACGGAGAAGAUGCAGCUGCCGGAAGGCACGUCUGCCCCUCAGGAUGCAUCUCAGACUGGCCACUCCUCUUGUCCACAUCCAGGACAUGAGCUCGACGGCUCCGAGACGGUAGCCGACAGCCCAGCUGGCGCCGUUGGGCUACGGACUUCUCAGCAACACUACUUGCAAAUCCAUCCUGGUCAGAGGAAAUGGAAAGCCCCUCUGGAUAUUCCCCAGACCCCUCUCUCAGACGAUUCCCACUUGGCCCCUGGCGGCCAUUUCCCCCUCUGCUCCGGCCAUCUUGGCACUGCCCCAGGGAGUCCGCCUCUCGCGCUGAAUGGUCCCUCGCAACACCGUGUGGCUGGUGUCUCACAGGGCUUUGAUCCGUACUCCAGCACAGAGGCUCAGGAGCAGGGGGCCAAAUCGGACUGCAAUGAGCCCAUGUUUCCAGGGGAACCUUCGGGGACGGACGGCGCAGGAAACAACACAAGCUUUUACCUCUAUGGCCAAAUUCUGCAACACCUUCCGGGAUCCAAAGAAGAGAUCUCCGGUGUAUAUGAACAUUCAGUUUGACAGGAAGUAGACUUAUCUGCACGGACGGCCAGAGAGGGCCCAGCCCUUCAGGAGUCCAGUGAGGAUUUGCUUGCACGCUCGUGGGGCCCCACACUGUAUUGGGGCACUAGCUAGUUUUGGGAAGCAGCCUCUCCGGGCAAUCCCCUCCCUCCUUCCCUCCCUCCCACAAGGCUGCCGUAAUAUUCUGGUCACACAACUCUCGCUGCUUUCCUUGACCCCAAACUCACGUGCCAAACCUAACUGCCGGGAUCAGUUGCCCAUUUUCGGGAGCUGCCUUCUUGAAGAUGGUUCCAGCCGUCAAGCUUCUCUUGGAGGAGGAGCGGAGAGGUUUUGUGCCCCAAAGGUGCAUCAGACCUAAGAUCUUUUUUUAAAAAAGAAUGUACCUAUAUUUUAUUUGUGGCAUGUAAAUGUGGGGAGGUGGUGUGUACGGGGUUCUGCACAGAUACAGCGGAUUCUUCUGUGAUGGUAGCCACGGAAAACAGCGUAGCAACGAUCCUAGAAACCGUUGCCAACUUGGUCUGUGCACAGCCCCGCUAGUCAUACAAACGCUUGCCCCGUAAGAUUGCGGACACACACUUGCGGGUGCGAGCGUGUGGGGGAAAGAGAGUGUAUAGGCUGGCCCAAAGCUGUUCAUAGUAUGGGGUGCGGAAAGGUGAGGUCUCCAUCUUCGGAAGAUGCAAAGUGAGCGCACCUUUGAACAAUCUCUGGAGAAGGUUUCUAGCUCAUUUUGGACCCAGUCUCUCAAGAUGUCCUGAGAAGCAUCCCCUCCUGGAGGAGGCCUUGAGUUGCUUAUGGCAAAUGCUUCUGACCCUCGUGGCAACUGGCAAGGAACAAGGUGGCCAGUUCAACAUUUCAAAAAUCAGGGAAUGCCCCAGAGCUGUGGGGCACGCCUUCAGAUAGUCAUUGCCUUCUUCCUGGCGGUUCUGUGGGGUGUCUUGUUUUUCUGCUGCACUGCAAGUCUCUGUUGAAUGGAGCUGCCCAAUGGAGGAGUGAAAUGGCUAGAGCCUCUUUGCCCUACUUACUUUAAAAAGGCACAUUUUCAUGAUCAGGGUGAUGUCAGUUGAAUCGUUUUACGAUUUCCUGGGAAUCUGGAUCUCCUGCCACGGGAAUCCAGACCGAGCUGGAAUCGACUAUCUCAGCUCAGAUCCUAGAUUACGGAUCUGGGCUCAAUCAGAGUUUGCUGCGACGGCAAAUCUGGGUUCCUGGUGAAAUUCCGGGUUCUCCUAACACACACUGCAGGAGUGGGCACACCUCCAGGAUCCCAGAUUCCCACUUCAACGUACAUCAUCCUGGUUGUGAGAAUGUGUCCAAAGUUGCUCAGACACUGGGACCAUAUUUCGGGGUGGGGUGGGGGGAGAAGUAACACUAUAACACUGGAACAAAGGAAGGUGCCUUCUACUGAGUCAGACCCUUGGCCCAUCUAGCUCAGUACUUUCUACACUGACUGGCAGCAGCUUUUUGGGAUUUCAGGCAGGAGUCUUUCCCAAGCUUACCUGGAGAUGCUGCUAGGGUUUGAAUCUGCAGUCUUAGAUAUUUCAAAAACUUCUCCCCAAGAACACUGAAGGCACGGGCACAAAAUCUGACUUCCGUGUUGUUUUGAUCCAAUUUGAAAUGCAGACCUUCGAAAGGAGGGGAAACCUACAGACCCAAAGGUUGGCCGAGUUCUGCAGACAGCCGGAUUUACCGUGGGUUUUCUGCGAGGUUUUACUGUGAACUCGAAGUCGCCCAAAAAAACGGACGCAAGAAGUGCAUUUUAAAAAACACCCCGGAUCUAAACCGGACUGCACCCUAAUAUGCAGUGAAAAACCCGAAUUGUGUGUGGAGUGCUCCCCAACAGCUCGCAGGGACUUGGGGGUAAAUCUGGCCGCUAUGUGGACGCACCCCCUCCAUUCCGGAGGAGAUGCGAGUUAAAGGGCUUUAAAAGCCCACCAUCCCACUCACACUAAUGUAUUAACAGGCAAGUGAUGGAUUACAAUCAUAGCCAACUGGCCCUCUGUUUUUGCCAGAGGGGUUGAAUCUCCUCCUUUGGGUCUCCGGUCAGCUCUCCUCCUUCGGGGGCUUUAUUCCCCAGUCUCUGCCGACUGCUGUGCCAGUGAUCAAAGGCGAAAGGGGCACCCCUGGAAAUCCCAGCGCUUUGCCGCCCUCUGUCUCUGCUCCUCCCCCCUGGCAACCUCAGACCCUUUGAAAUGUGAAACAAGGAUUUUUAUUUUUAUUUUGUACUUCGAGAUUUUCUAAGCCGACUUUGCAGGCACUUGGGUACUUUUGUAAGCCAAAAAGGAAUAAUGUUGAUGUAUAUACAUAUGGGAAAGUAUAUUUAUGUCUAAGAGACAGAGAUUGUUUGACUAUGGGGACAUGCUUAAACCUAUUUAUUUUGCUAAUAUAUUUAUCCACAUGUUCAUGUGGCCUGGUUUUGUUUUGUUUUUUGGUUGUUUUCUCCCCUUCUGUAUAAAGCCAUUGGGUGCCUGUGUUCGAGAGACGCCUCUUCCUCAUUCCUCAGAAAUAAAUUAUUUUUAGUCUCUGUA
Molecule: messenger RNA, 6147 nt
Organism: Hemicordylus capensis (graceful crag lizard)
Lineage: Eukaryota; Metazoa; Chordata; Lepidosauria; Squamata; Cordylidae
Gene: RNF43
Product: ring finger protein 43
Exons: 9
Coding region: 1220-3625 (801 amino acids)
Biological process (GO): Wnt receptor catabolic process; ubiquitin-dependent protein catabolic process
Molecular function (GO): frizzled binding; ubiquitin protein ligase activity
Source: RefSeq, a predicted model, not a curated record